This is a messenger RNA of Piliocolobus tephrosceles (Ugandan red Colobus), 706 nucleotides long. Its product is annotated as CAAX box protein 1. Lineage: Eukaryota; Metazoa; Chordata; Mammalia; Primates; Cercopithecidae. The record is from RefSeq and is a predicted model, not a curated record. The transcript has a single exon. Bases 122 to 706 code for a protein of 194 amino acids.
UCCCCUCCCGCGUAGUGCUUGCCUUUGUUCCAGGAAUAGCGUUCCAGGCUCCUGCUGCCGCCCCUGGGCCUCACUCUGGAGCGGGCUGCCUCCACCCUCUUGUGCCAGCCCAGCCCCUCCCAUGCACAUUUGGACACCGUCCUGCGCUCCAGCUGCACAAAGCUGGGCUCCUGUUACACACUGGACAGACCACUCACAGCCGCCGCUGCCAGCCCCCCUCCUCCCCACCAGACUGCCAGCCGACUACAUCAUUCUGCCCACAGACCUGCGCUACUGCCAUCGCCGUCCAUCGCAUCCCACUGACAGACUGCUGCUUCUAGUGAUCUGGACUCACCUCGGAGGUAUCUGGGCUGGCCACAACCCCUGGACAAUGAUCCAGACAGCUGGCUGCCCCUCAGGGGGCCUGUUACCUUCAGAGAGACCCAUUUCCUCCCCAAUCCCAGAGACUUUUUGUGCUCCUGCCACAUGGCUGACAGGGCUCAGUUGUGCCUGGCAGCCAAAUCGAGUCUCUCAUUUUCUCUUGUGGACCACUUACUUUUGCCCAUAUUCCAUUUCUCUUCUGAAUUUGCAGCAUUUUCUCAGGUGCUUUUUGAUCAACAAAAUAACUUGUUUCUUCUGCUCAACUCCUAUAUACUACCUGGAGAAAAGUAUUUACCAUAUUUCCAAUAAAUGUCAGACACUAUUGAAAAAGAAAGAGUCUGAAUGA